Egretta garzetta (little egret) is the source of this 1806-nucleotide messenger RNA. It is a transcript of the gene ADGRG7, whose product is annotated as adhesion G protein-coupled receptor G7. Gene Ontology annotation, biological process: G protein-coupled receptor signaling pathway; cell surface receptor signaling pathway. Lineage: Eukaryota; Metazoa; Chordata; Aves; Pelecaniformes; Ardeidae. Gene Ontology annotation, molecular function: G protein-coupled receptor activity. The record is from RefSeq and is a predicted model, not a curated record. Gene Ontology annotation, cellular component: membrane.
AUGGUCCUGCCGCUGUCUCCAGUCACCUCAUGGCAAGGUGUGGAGAAUGAUGGGGUCAGGCUCUUCUUGCACAUGUGCAUUUUUAGGACGAGCGACAAUGGAGACAAGUGGCAGCAUGGGAGAUUCCCCAUAGUCAAGAGAAAAUUUUUGCCCUUGAUGCUUGUCAAUCUCAAGCAGGUUUCUGAGGGACGUUGUGGAUAUUCAAACAAUGUUUCAGCUAUUGCAAGUGACACUCAGAUGCUCACCUCCAUGCCAGACCAGCUGACCACACAGAAAAUCCCUGCUGCUGCAAACAUUGCAGGGCAGAUUCUGAAAAAGACAAAUGUCUCAGAAGACUCUCAGGUGAGACUUGUUGAGACUAAAAUAAGACUUUUGAUGGAUGGCAAGGGAACAGAAUUCAACCACAAUAGUCUUGUCAACGUUACAACAAGCCUCACAAAAAUGAUGGAGGAAUUUUCUUUGACUGGCAACAUCUCACAGCCCAACAUUGCAAUCCAGUCUGCUCCACUGAAAUUAAGCUCCGCUAUGAUCUGGUUUUCAGCACAGAGAGAUAUGGCACUGAGAUAUUAUCAGUCAACAAAACUAGAAAAUGUCCCUGAGCUUAUUGGUGACCUCAGUACUGAAGUUCAAAUACUGUUCAACAUUAUAAAUAACAGUAAUUCACCAGACAAUGGAAGAGUUGGCUUUGCCCUGUAUCAAAAUGACAAACUCUUCCAGUCAAGGAUUUAUCAGAGUCGCGGUAGUUUCUCUAAACAAAUAAUCUCUGGCAACAUUGAUAGUGGAAGAACCAGCAGUGUUGAAAUAGCCUUCAGUCCCAAGUUCAACACACCCGAACUGCAGCUGCGUGAUCAUGCCUGUGUCUUUUGGGACUAUACUGUCAACAACUGGAGCACCGCCGGCUAUGCAAAAGGAAGAGCCCUGUUCUUGACAUGCAGGUGUAAUCACACCAAUAAUUGCACUGUCCUGAUGGCCUUUCAGAUAAAAUACAAAUAUGUGAAGCCUUUGGAGUAUUAUACUGGAGUUGGAUUGUCCAUUGCUGGUCUGGUCACUACCAUUUUGUUGCAAAUAUUCACUAGGAAAACUUGAAAGUCAUCUGUAAUGUGGAUAUUAGUGAGUCUCUGUUUCUCUAUGCAUUUUAACAUCAUCUCUGGAAUUGAAAACCAAAAUGCCAGGAAUCACAGCAGCGAUACCAGCAGCUACUACCAGCAAUACCUUCCUUAUGAUGCCACCAGUAACACCUUAUUCACAUCCGAUGCGGUAGAUCUUCCCGCAGACUUGUGUAGGGUUGUGGCUGUCCUACUGCACUAUUUGUUGGUGGUGACAUUUAUGCGGAUAGCACUCAAUUCGGCACAGUUGUGCUUACUGUUGCUUAGAGCCAUGAACCCUUGGCCUGGACACUUCCUCGUAACCAUGUCAGUAAUUGGAUGGGGAACCCCUGCUGCAGUAGUUGCAAUAACACUUGGAGCUACUUACAGAGCAGGCAAAGCUUUAAAGUACUGGCAGGAAGAAUUUUGCUGGCUUGCAGCACUGGAUCAAGAUUGGAAUUUCAGUGUGCACAAGCCUAUGUUGUGGUCAUUCCUUUUGCCAGUAGCACUCAUACUCCUGUUUAACAUCAGCAUCUUCAUCAAGAUCACAGUGAUAUGGAAGAAGAACAAGAAUUUAACAAGCAGUCAGAAAAUGAAUUCUAUUGUUGUGAUGGCUCAGACUUUGUGCAAGUGCACAUCAAUGAACACAUUUCAGGCUUUUGCCCCCUUUUUUUUUGGUUGCAGUGACACUCGACUUGAACGAAGUUUAUCCUUGAUUUAA